UUAAAAAUAAUGCGUUAAAAUGCACACCUACCGUGUCUGUCAAAGCCAAAAAAUGCGUAUUGCUCUUGCCCAUGACCACCGACUGGUCACUAUUUGUCAUUUCCUGAAAAUACACAAAAGUAGAGCUCCUUUCUCUUUCCCUUUCUCCUUCUGCUCCAUUAUCACCAAAACAAGGAAACCCUAAUCCUCACCCUAGCCUACCGCCGGUGACCACCAGCCUGUCGUUAGGAUGCGCGAGAUUCACCCUUUUUCUUUGUCGCCUGAACUCGUGAAACCAAAAAGGAUAGAGAACCAGUCUCUAAAUCCAUGCAAUUCUUGAAAAUUAUCAUUGAAAGCCAGAGGUUCGUGCUGGGGGAGGUUACAAAAUCUCAAAAUUUCUUCAUCAUCUUUCCAUUUUUUUUAUUUUAAGCUUUCAAAUUCGGAUUUUAAUGUCCGGAUAUGCGUCUAUACAAUGGAGGCUUCACCAUCUCCAAAAAAAAAGGUGGAGGAGGAGAGCAAAAAAAGAUGGAGGAGAGAGCGAAAAAGAAGGAGAGAGAAAAAGAAAAGAGGAAAUAUUCGUGAAAAGAAGCUAAAGAAAAAAAAUCGAGUGGAGAGAAAAAAAGAUGUGAACAAGGGAUAAUAUUGAGAAAAAUAAGAAGUUAGGAGAGAUCAGAAGCAAAACACACACACAAAAAAAAGAAAAUUGGAAGAAAGGAAGUCAAAAAAAGAAAAUAGCUUAUAUUUUGAUAAUUUUUAGCAAAGUCAGAUAUUGCAAUAGCUGGUUUCCUUUUGAUUUUAUGCUAAAUUCUGUGUCUCGAAUUGAGUUUGAGGUCGUCAGAAAAUUCGACGUCAACCCCCGUUUGCUGCCACAACAAAGAUGGAAAUCAACCAAAACCUCGCCAACAUCCACAUGCUGACUGGCAUUCCCCAUAUCCUGAGAAACUGGUGGGGAAACAUUCGACUGGUGCAUGGAGAAGAGGUGUUUGCACAUUUGGGAUCUUUGAUAGACCUGAUGGAGAUAAGGGCAGAUAAGCUACUGAUUCGAUUCCUAGUCGAGUUCUGGGACCCGACUACAGUUACUUUCAGAUUCACAGACUUUGAGAUCACGCCUACCUUAGAGGAGAUCAGCCAAAUGGCUAAUUUUUCAUUGACAAGGCGGGUACCUUUGGCCCCCCAUACUACUGCAGGUAGCCAUUUUCUUCGCGACAUAGGAUUGAGAGUUGGUGCAGGCUUGAGAAUGGUUGAAGCAGGAUGGGUAAGCUUAGGUUAUCUCUUCGAAAGGUUCGGUAGAAGAGAAAGUUAUGAAUGUUUUUGAGAGGAGUUUUUCUUUACCAGGAUCGAAUGGGAGAGACACAGAGCCAUUAUUUUUAUGGUGGAUUUUCUUGGUAUUAUGGUGUUCCCAAUGAGAGGGAACCGGAUUAGCAUUCACCUACUCCCCAUGGUCAUAUUCAUGUGUAGGGGACCAAUCAGAACCACGAUCGUGCCGAUGAUUCUAGCGGAAGUCUUUCGGUCUUUGUCCGCAUGCUCAAGGGGGCACGAUUUUUUCAGAGGCUGCAACCUAAUGCUCCAAGUUUGGGCAUUAGAACACUUUUAUCGUAGGGACGGUGUCGGAGAGGCUGGCCCUAAUCAGAUUUCCAGCCACAGACUUUGAGUGUCCAUAUGGGAGAUGCCAGGUAAUGAGAAGCAAUGAUGCGCCUUUCUAAUCCAUCUCACCGGUAACCUUAUCCAGUGGAGGCUACCGUGGGUUAGUGGCCGAGUAAUGCUAAGAAGGCAUUACACUUAUUUUCUUGAAUUGAUUGGGUUGGAGGGAAUCCAGCCAUAUGCGUCUUUGAGAGUUCUACGACAAUUCGACAUGAUUCAGAACGUACCUUUAUGGUUAAACAUGGCAUUGUCGGACAUUGAUUAUGAAGAAAGAAUCCCCAUAUAGAGGCUUGGUAACCUAAUCAAUGGAUGGGGACAGAUCAUCAGCUUAGGUAUGCUUGUUGACCCCUACUACACUCCCGAUUACUACACGUGGUAUAGAUUGGAAGACAUUCUGGCUAGAAUAAGUUAUGAGGCAUUUUAAGGACUCGCAGACAUUCAUAGAGAAGACCACAUUCGAGAGAAACUUCUUUAUCUUAGGCCUGUAACCACAGCCAUGUACGAGCAAGUGAUUCCGGGAUCGGUGGAUCACUUCAUCCCUGCUGUGGAUGAUGAACCCGAGGAUGAUAUAGAGGAGCAUCUUGAGGAGGACCCGGAGAAAGAUCUAGAGGAUAUGGAGGGAGAUCCUGAGGAGAAACCAGAGGAAGACCCCGAGGAGGACCCGAAAGAAGAUCCAAAGGAGGACUCGAUGGAAGAGCAGGAGGGGGAACUAACAGAGGAGAUGAAGGAAGACCCUGAAGAAGAAGAGUAUGGACCCAUAGAUUUCAGUGGAGGAGAAGAUGAAGACCACCAAGGACAGCAGUCCAACAGGUCCCCAGAGUAUCACCCAGGGCCCUAUUAUGACCUCGACAAUGAUGAUGAUGAUCCCCCCCAGCUGGCCUUAGGACCCAUUUCUGUCUCUGAUUCCUAAAGGGUUUUGCAUGACCUAUUUGUGCUUUUUCUUUUCAUUUCUAUUUUCCCUAAAAGGGUCUUGCAUGACCUCUAUUGAUACCUACCAUGAUGUAAUCUUUAGUUUGAGACUUUUGUCUUUGU
This is a messenger RNA of Capsicum annuum, 2652 nucleotides long. Its product is annotated as protein SHORT ROOT IN SALT MEDIUM 1-like. The transcript is spliced from 2 exons. The record is from RefSeq and is a predicted model, not a curated record. The coding region runs from base 2117 to 2530 and encodes 137 amino acids. Lineage: Eukaryota; Viridiplantae; Streptophyta; Magnoliopsida; Solanales; Solanaceae.